This is a messenger RNA of Moesziomyces antarcticus, 1401 nucleotides long. RefSeq names its product DNA glycosylase. The transcript has a single exon. Gene Ontology annotation, biological process: base-excision repair, AP site formation. Gene Ontology annotation, molecular function: mismatch base pair DNA N-glycosylase activity. The record is from RefSeq and is a predicted model, not a curated record. The coding region runs from base 1 to 1401 and encodes 466 amino acids. Lineage: Eukaryota; Fungi; Basidiomycota; Ustilaginomycetes; Ustilaginales; Ustilaginaceae.
AUGCCUUCUCACAACAGCGCUGGACCCAAGAUGAAACGUCUCCGCUCACUGACCUCCAGAGCUCGAAGCUCUGAACCGUCGAGCAUCAACUCGGAGGCCUCGUCACUGCUGUCCAGCCUGCCGCAGCACUUUGCAACAGCUUACGUCUACAUCGACAACACCCCUUCUGGAAGCACGCGAUCCCCCAGAUUUGAAGAGUCAGAGGGGCUUCGAAGAAGCUCGCGCUGCCGAAAGGAGAGACUCUCCCAACUCGAACGCAUAUCCGAGGAUGAGAACCAAUCGGAUCGAAAGACUCGAUCUGCUGAUCGUUCCGGGCUUUCAACUUCAUCGUCACGGAGGGCAGGUCCAUCGAGUCCGCGAAAGAGGAUCAAAAGAACUCGCGACGAUCCCAACUCGGAAGCUGGCAGCAUCUACGCUCACCUUAAAGGCUUGCCGGAUCUGUUUGCCGUUGACAACGACAUCAUGUUCUGCGGCAUCAAUCCGGGCGUCAAGUCGUCCCACUCUGGACAUCACUUUGCGCACCGCUCGAACCACUUCUACCCGUCCUUGCAUCUGUCCGGAAUCACACAGCAGAGGAUGAAGCCGGAGCAGGAUGUCGACUUUCCCACGCUGCGUCCCAUGUCGCUCGGGCUCACCAACCUGGCUGGCAGGCCCACCGCCGAGGGCAGCGAGCUGCUCCCAAGCGAGCUCAUCGCCGGCGUUCCCGUGCUGCUCGAAAAAGUGCAAGUGUGGAGACCAAGGACGGUUUGCUUUGUCGGCAAAGGCAUAUCCGAAGCGUUCGUGAAAGGACUCAAGCAAGCCGGUGCUAUUCCCUCUGCUCGACGCGAGUCAAAGCAACGCUCCGGAGCCAAGGCCGAGGCGCAAGAUCAGGAUACGCUUGGGCACACCGUCUUGGACAUACAGAUUCCGGCUGAGGUCUUGCGCGCAGACUCCGGUGGCGCGAAGCCGUCUAGCCAGCGCAAGCCUGCCCCUGGUAGUCCAAAAGCCAAGCGACUGCACUACACCAAGGACAGCGCCAAGGAUGAUUCCGGCUAUGGACUUCUGCCCAUUUGCGUCUCCCACGCCAAGCGAACUGACCGGCCUCUACGACUCGACGAGGUGACGCUGUUUUUUGUCUCGCCUUCGAGUUCGGCGCGCGUCACGACUCACUUUCUCGACGACAAAGCACGCAUCCUCUCGGGCCUGCGUGUGCUCGUUGAGCACUUGAAGUCAGCACCAGCUAGUGUCGUUGGUCGCAAAUACGACACGAUGAAGGACGAGCCUGGACAGGCUCAGCAAGAGCCAUCGGAAGGGGCGUCGACAAAGAGGGUUGAGUUGCAGAUGGUUGAUCUGACUGCCUUUGGCCUCAGAGUCGGAGGCAUCAAGCCCGAAGUGAAGCAGGAAUCUCCUUCCUUUUCCUAA